Diversispora eburnea is the source of this 573-nucleotide messenger RNA. NCBI's taxonomy places the organism in Eukaryota, Fungi, Glomeromycota, Glomeromycetes, Diversisporales, Diversisporaceae. The record is from the annotation of a GenBank genome assembly.
AUGCCAAUUGAAUUAACGAUCUUAAAAUUUUUUGUAAUAAUUACAUCAAGUGCUAAAUCCACGAAUAACAUUGUUGACCAAUCAGCUAGAACACUGGUAUAUAAUGAAAUCAGAUUGCUUCUUCCCAGUAUCUCUGAUGUAAAUUUGCGUAAGAGAACUUUCAAAGCUAAAAAAGUUUAUACAUUGUUUGAAGGGAUAGGAGUAGAUAUGAUUAGGCAAAUAACUUACAGUGCAAAUGCUAUUUCAAGCCUAACAGAUAUUCAGAUUCAAAAUAUUAUAAAUCGUUUUCGUAAAAAGUCAACUAACAUAAAUGAUACAAUUAAUUGCCAAGAAGUGAUUGGUGUUCCGAAAAAAAAUGCAUAUGUUACUGAACCAUCUAGCUCAAACGAUAUAUCAAACACUGAGGUAAGUAUUCCAGACAAGUUGAAAAAAUUACCAGAAGCCAAGAAAAUUAUACCAGAAACCUCGGUAAGUGCAUUACCUUCAGCACAGAGUGUCAUUUCUUCCGAAACAAAUACAAAGAAUGAUCACUCUCACAUUAUUAAGCUACGUAAUCAGUGCGAGCCAGAAUGA